Messenger RNA from Marasmius oreades (fairy-ring Marasmius), 5809 nucleotides. RefSeq lists its product as uncharacterized. Lineage: Eukaryota; Fungi; Basidiomycota; Agaricomycetes; Agaricales; Marasmiaceae. Gene Ontology annotation, molecular function: ubiquitin protein ligase activity; zinc ion binding. Gene Ontology annotation, biological process: protein ubiquitination; ubiquitin-dependent protein catabolic process via the N-end rule pathway. The record is from RefSeq and is a predicted model, not a curated record. The coding region runs from base 132 to 5609 and encodes 1825 amino acids. The transcript is spliced from 6 exons. Gene Ontology annotation, cellular component: ubiquitin ligase complex; cytoplasm.
CACAUGCGUCAUCCUUCCCCUCCUCCUCCUCCUUCUUUCCCCCAUCGAUUUCGUUUUUUUUACGCCUUUUCUUCUAUGCCAGUGGACGCUUUCAUAACCCCUUGACUAGAACUCCCUAGUUGCCUAACGACAUGAGUGCUUUAUCGUCUUUCUUCACGCCUAAAUUUCUAUCGUCGUCUAUGAACCCCCGGGAACGCACAACCGACCCAUCCUUGCACUUUAGAUAUACAUUGGAAACGAUGCCCAGUCAGAGGAAAUACAAUUUCACGGCAGCUACUAGGGCAGAGAUUUUAUCGGAAUUAUACGACGCCUUUUGGGGGUCUUACGCGCAUCUCUUUCUCCCCAACUCGAAUUCUAGUCUACCCAUGCACGCCACGCUCAGCGGUGUCCAGGCGUCUCUUGGGUUUUGUGGAGCGGGGAAAGAAGGUCCGUUGAUUCCAGGGAGACCGUGUUCGCAUGUUUUGAAGAAGGGGGAGAGCUGUUUUCGGUGCAAAGAUUGUUCUUUGGAUGAUAGCUGCGUUAUCUGUUCGAAAUGUUUUCAUGCCACGAAUCACGAAGGUCAUAACGUUAGUUUCUUCAUCGCACAACAGCCGGGUGGAUGUUGCGAUUGUGGUGAUCCUGAGGCUUGGAGGGUUCAUUUGAACUGUCCUUAUCAUCCUCCUGCAGAUGGCACGGCGCCUUCCACGAGCACAUAUCCCUCUUCGGGCACUCGAGGCACUCAAAGACCUGAUGUCAUACCCCCCAUCAAGGACUAUCCUUAUCGUGUAUCAGUACCCCCAGAGCUCAGAGAAACCAUGAAUCGAACAGUCGGAUAUGCUCUGGAUUUUGUCCUUGACACCCUUGACUAUUCCCCUGACGAACCGUCAGUACCUUCCAACGAGGCCGAUCUACGUCUCCAACCAUCCGCGGACCCCAUGAUGAAGGACCAAUAUUGUGUCAUCAUUUGGAAUGACGAUAAACACUCCUUCGACGAGGUCAUCAAACUCAUUUGUGAUCUGACUGGCCGCUCCCGGGAGGAGGCUACCGAGAUGACACAGCGGAUAGACGAGAACGGUCGAGAGAUGGUCGAGAUGAGCACGGAUGUGUCGCGGCUACUCGAGAUGGCCCAAAAUAUCGCGCAGAUUGAUCUGGGAGUUACUAUUCGCAGGGCGUAUGAUACCUUCCGGGAGCAGGUCGCGUCUGUCAUCAUUGAGUGGCUUGUUGAUCUUACUCAGAGUAGAUUGGGUACGGACACGUUGAUUUUGCGGGAGAUUAUUGCGGAGGAGAUGCUUUCACCACGAAGGCGGGAAAACGCGUCCUAUCCCCAUAACGCCCAGACUCUCCUUGCGCUACAUGACAUUCGCGACCCUACGAGGCUCGACUGCUUGUUCCUUUCCCAUACGCGGUUAUGGAAGAAACCGCGGUUGAGUCUCAAGGAGAUCUAUACCGCCAUUCUUACUCUCGGUCGCGACCACAAACUAGCAAUUGCUGGCCAUUUUGCUCGGGUUUACCAUAGAGUCAUUGACGCAUAUCUGCUAGUUGACCGUGAAGCCGAGACCUCUAUCAAGUACUUCGCUCUUCAGCUUUUCACUGUUCCCUCCGUAGCCACCCAUAUCGUCCGUACUCACAAGAUCAUCACUCGCCUCCUCGCUAUCAUCACUGCUUUCUUCACCAAUCAGAUCGCCGACAAACACAUUGCAUAUCCGCCCAAUACCAGUAUCUACAAUCUAGAUGUCGACACCUUCCCGUUCAAAUCCAAACGCUUCAUGCCUGUCUUCAGUGACCUGCGCUAUCUAUGCAACAACGAGCCCGUUCAGCAUCUCAUCGCACACAAUCCCGAGUAUAUCAUCCAAUUCGCCAAGACUUGCCAACUGUUCAUGUGUGUCAACCCCAACAAGCGUGCGGUAACGAACCACAUCGAGUUUGAGACGGAUGCGUGGAUUAGUGUGUUCAACGUCACGCUUUCAUUGUCCCGAGUGAUCAAGGUUUAUGGAUCUGCGUUUGGGCGUGCGACGACUGCAGAGUUGGUGUCGGCGAUUAAUACGGUGAUGCAUAACAUCUUGAUGGUGUGUACUUUGAACGAGGACCGUCUGGACAGGACGAAAUUCCCGCCUAUUGUGUUCCAUGAGGUUGCGUUUGGUGACGCUUCGUAUAAUAUCAUCAAUUUUGAUGUUUUGGAGGGGUGGGUUAGUUUUCACCAUUCGUUGCAUUGGUUGUUGGCGGAAUUGUUCAAGCAUGUGGAUCUUUUAACGGAAGAGAAGCUGAAAGAGGUUGGGAUGAGUUGUAUUAGGGAAGUCGUGUUGAGGCGGGCGAGCGAACAAGCGAUUCUUACUGUCAUUGACUUUCCUCUUAGAGUUCUCGCUAUGAUCGCCCAGAUUCGUACCAGUUUGUGGGUGAGGAACGGCUUUGCUAUUCGCGGGCAGCUUUUGCAUUACCGAGAUUUCAUGCUUCGAGAACUGUGCUACGACCAAGAUUUGUUCAUGCUACAAGUCGCUCUGGUCAUCCUCGACCCAAAUACCGUGAUUGUGACAAUUUUGGACAGAUUUGGGCUUUUAGGCUAUUUCUCUGGGGCUUUCCUCCAUCCGACGUAUGAUUCCGCUCAACUAGCGGGGAUGGUGGAAGAGGUGCUUUAUGUCUUCAUCACUAUACUUAGUGAAAGUGCGAGCAUUUCUAAGCUGCCCAUUGAAAAGCAAGUGCGACGAGAGCUCGUACAUGCGUUAGCGAUUGGACCUUGUUCCUAUACAGACCUGGUUAAACGCGUAUCGGAGCGUUUGGUGGAGGAUGCAUGGUUCGAAAAGGUGUUGAAGGAAGUUACCACCUUCAGAGCACCCGAAUCGACUUCGGACACAGGAUCAUACGAGCUGAGGGACGAAGUGUACGACGAGGUCAACCCAUUUUUCUACCAUUAUACGAGAAACAAGCGAGAAGAGGUGGAAAUGGUCUUGAAGAACAGGUUGAAGAAGAAGAAUCCCAAGAUGACAGAUCCUGUCUGGAUCCCAAAGCCAAUGGAGACCAAUAUCGGGCCAUUUUCAAUCAUUACAUCCACGUUUGAGUCGGAAGCUUUGCUUCAAGUCAUGUUCUACUCCAUUUAUAAUGUCCUCGUCCUCACCGCGUCGUCCGGAACAGCCCCUCCGUCAGGAGAGGCUAUACUUGACCAAGCUUUACAGUUGGUAAUGCUGGCGCUUGUGGAACGUGCCGUCAUCUUCUCUCGUCUCUCUGCGGUCAAGACCUUUGAAGAGGAGAAAACGCUUAUAGACGUAUUAUGUGCUCUAGAACAUAACGAGAAUUUCAAACCUUAUAAGACCCGGGUUAGCUGGAUUCUCGAUCAGAUCGAGAAGUAUGCACUUCUUGAAGUUCAGAGUCGAAGGUUUAUCCCAAAUGCUACGGAAGGUGCCCCAGACCCUGAAGAGAAGAAGAAGAAGGCUGCAAAGGCUCGUCAGGAGGCAAUUAUUAAACAGAUGAAACAACAACAAGCCAGCUUUGCCAUUAAUUUCGAUGAUGUCGAUGACGAGGAAGACGAGGACAUGUUGGACGCCGAACAACAGGAGGUCACGUAUGGAACGUGUAUUGUUUGCCAGGAGAAACUCAACUCGUCUAAAUCGUUUGGAACGCUGGGUAUGGUUCAACCGAGUCGGUUCAUUCGUCGCCAGCCCGAUGGACAAACUUCUUUCUUAAACUCCGUUCUGCAAUCCCCGACUUCCAUGGACCGUUCCGUCCAUUCGUCACCGCCUACCUUCCCACCCCAAGACGCUGAUGCUCUCGACGAAAAAGCUGGGACGUCGCCUAAUUAUGAAGGCUUCCCUAAUCAAUACGCCCGAUUUGGAUUACAUGCGUCUGUGUGUAGCCAUAUGAUGCAUCUUGAAUGCUUCCAAGUCUACAGUGUGUCUAUUCGACAGAGACAUCGAGCACAAGCGACUAGGAAUCAUCCGGAGACUAUUGCCCGAAAGGAGUACAUUUGUCCUCUUUGCAAAAGCCUCGGUAAUGUAAUCAUCCCAGUUAUGAACCCACCCAAUACGACGCUAAACAAUGUUCCGUUUGCGGACUGGAUACGUUCUGCUGGUAUCAGCAUUUUGAAAUCCAAGCCGGAUCCACAGUUAGAAUCAUUACAGUUUAGGAAUGGAACUGGGGAGUUCGUAUUUUGGAGUGCACAAGAUCCCGGGUAUUCUUCUUUGUACCGGAACCAGGAGAAGGCGGAUGGUGGUGAUCCGAUGAAGAUGGUUGACACUGUUAUGACGGUUUCAAAAUCGUUGUCCCAGCAGACGCGUCACCUCAGAGAUCGGCAUGAGCCUGAACCUGGAGAACGAGGUGCUGGAAUAUAUCUACCAGAGGAACUUGUUGGAUAUUCUAUCACUUGCAUUGAGAUUGCCUUGCGCGGUGUCGAGUCUCGGGGAGAUGGCGGCUUGUUGUUGGAAAAUCUCUCAGAUGCGCAGAUGAAGAUGAUUCGUGGCCUUUUGACGAUUUUGGUGAGGCUUGCCGGGCUUCACUUCAAGAAUCGACCAGAUGAAGGCCGGGAUGCGAUGCGUCAAGCUAUUAUCAAACGUCUUCUCCCAGAAUGGAGUCGGAGUUCACUAACUUCAUUCUCGUUCCCUUUACUUUUGCGAGACCCCUUCGCGGUCCUAGUCGAAACGGCGGCUGUAGCACCUGAAAUCCUACGACAUGUGCUAGUGUUGACGUACUACGCUUGCCUAGCCCGUACAGUCAUCGGGUUGGUGUUUAUCUUGAACAAAAGUCGUGGUAUCCACACUGCACAUAUCUCGCGCCGAGUACAUGAAGAUAUCUUUGGAGAUGUCCGGAUGUUUUUCAUGUCAGUUGUCAGGCAUUCGCCUAUCUUCGAACACACGGCUACGCUGGCGUUCGAAACAUUUGGAGAAGCGCGGAUUGAAAAGCUCUUACACGCUUUUACGCUUCCUUUCCUUCGAAAAGCUGCUAUACUGUGUCGUUCGGUUCUUCCAUCCGCGUUCCCGUUGCACGCGCAAGGCGAUGGGGAUCUACAGCCUGAAAGAUGCGAGUAUACCAGACUUCUCGCUUUCCUUGGCAUUCCACCCUUAUCCGACCUACCCAACCAAGACACCCUACAAAACGCCCUUUCGGGAUGGUGCGCUCACUAUGGUCACUCUCAUGCCGUGUCACCCGUCAAUUUCGGUGUGACGCUUGACAUACCUGGAGUAUAUAAACUGGCUAGGUUACCCUUGGUAUUGGAUAACCUCUUCGUGGAUCAAGACAAAGCAGUGGUGUGUCAGAAGUGCAGUACCAUCCCUGCGGAUCCGGCUAUAUGUUUACUCUGUGGAACAACGGUGUGUUUCCAGAGCACAUGUUGUACAGAUGCGGAGGAGAGGAGGGGGGAGUGUAAUAUGCAUAUGAGGGAAUGUGGCGGAGCAUUGGGUCUCUAUUUCUUGAUCAAGAGAUGUGUUGUGCUGUAUCUGUAUGGCAACAGCGGUUCGUUCACUCAAUCACCGUACCUGGAUGUUCAUGGAGAGAUUGACGUUUCGAUGAGACGUGGCCGCAGACAGUACCUUCACUACGCCCGGUGGGAAGACGUCCGCAAGACAUGGUUAAAUCAUCACAUACCAACCGUGAUAGCGAGAAAGUUGGAGAGUUCGUUAGAUUCGGGCGGAUGGGAGACACUCUGAUUUGGGACAUAGAACAGUUUUUCUUUCUUUCUUCCUGUUGUCGCUGUCCCAAAGUUUUCUUUCUCUGUUUCUCGCCACAAUCACUGAACUUUUUGUAUUCCACAAUCACAAUCGAAUCCUUUACACCGGCCUAUUUCUGUUAAAAUUUGUAUCACUGUAUUGUACUUACACCGAUUUAAAAGACUUUACAUUCAAGACUC